GUUUAAAGAGGGAGGGAUAUUGGCGUUUUAGACUGAAAAAAGGUGAAAUGAGAAGUACACAAAGUUCAACUUGAUGCAUCCCGUCACUGGUUAGACCUGAAAGUUCAACGCCUCCCUGGUUCAUCAAAAUGGGAACCCCUGUUAAAGAUAUAAAGAUACCAGAUGAUGCCCCAACAGAAUUCUUGGCUGAGAAGCACUCUGCUUUUAUUCACAGCUAUGAAUCAGAGAAGAAUCAAUAUGAGUAUGUCAUGACAGAGUAUUUGCGCAUGGGUGGUGUUUACUGGUGUCUCACCUCAAUGGCUUUGCUUCAGAAGCUAGACGAAAUGGCAAAGGAUGAAAUCCUUGAUUUUGUAAAAUCUUGUCAACAUUCAUGUGGUGGAUUUGGAGCAAGUAUCAAUCAUGACCCCCAUCUUCUUUAUACGCUGAGUGCUGUGCAGAUAUUGGCUUUGUAUGAAGAAAUAGAAACAAUUGAUAUUUCUAAAACUGUUGCUUUUAUUGGAGAAUUGCAGCAAGAAGACGGCUCUUUUGUCGGAGACAAGUGGGGUGAAAAGGAUUCUCGGUUUUCAUUUUGUGCCUUAGCUUGCCUGGCCUUGCUUGGAAGGCUUGAUGCUAUAAAUUUGGAGAAAGCUGUUGAUUUUGUUGUUUCGUGUAUGAAUUUCGAUGGUGGCUUUGGUUGUGUUCCUGGUUCUGAAUCACAUGCCGGUCAGGUUUACUGUUGUGUUGGUGCACUAGCUAUAGCCAAUUGUUUACAUCACGUUAAUGCAGACCUUCUCGGUUGGUGGCUUUGUGAACGUCAGCUGCCUUCAGGGGGCCUGAAUGGAAGGCCUGAGAAACUUCCAGAUGUUUGUUACUCUUGGUGGGUGUUGUCUGCUCUCAAAGUGAUCGGAAAACUUCACUGGAUUGACAAGAAAAAGCUUUGCCGCUUUAUUUUGGCAUCACAAGACGAAGAUGGAGGCAUUGCUGAUAGACCCGGUGAUAUGGUCGACCCAUUUCAUACACUUUUUGGUAUCAGCGGACUUUCGUUGCUAGGGUAUGAUAAGAACAAAAUUCUCGAUGUAGACCCUGUUUUCUGUCUUCCAGUCCAAACUGUUCGGAAACUAGGAAUAAAUUCGCAGCUUUUAUUUUAAGUUAAUCCUUAAUGAAUAUUUACAUAAACUUCAAUAAUGAAUAUAUAUAAUGGAUAUAUUUUUUAAAUUUUUGUCUUUUCUUUGACAUGUUUCAAUCUUAUGUAUGUUGGCAGUUAACCAUUGAAAAUGCAACUGGACUAAUUAUAUCGUUUAAAAGGUCAGGAGCUGUUGGUAUUCAUCUGAACGGCUCACUCCAACUUUUACAUUACUGAGACAUUUUCCAAGCCAAUCACCAUUGCCUUUAGUUGGUGUCGUAUUUCAUUGGAGGAAUUUGGAUUUAUCGACGCAAAUAGGGGAACGACCGAUUUAUGAUAUCACGACAUAUGUUUAACAUUUUAUAUGGCAGAAGCAAUUUAAAAGAUUUUGUGAGAACUCGGUAGGUGGAAAAGUGUCUGCUGUGAAGAUUUUUUGUCAAUCUAGGACGUGUUAGUAGAGAUGGUGUUGGUUUCAAAAAACCAAUUUUUUGUCAUCCUGAAAGAUUUCUUUUUCUUACAUUUUCAUAGAAGCUCUCAAUGGUGGACAGGUAGAAAAUGUAACAAUAUAUUAUAACGUCCAAUAUGUUCUGAAUUCUUCUCUAAAACCCUCAUAAAAUACAUUUCAUAGAAGGAAAAAGAUAUUUGUGUUACUGUUGAAAGAACAAUACCAAGUAAACUAAUUAAUAACUAGUUGAAAUUAGAUAUCUUAGAUAUAAUGAUGUCUCAAAUGUCUUUCAUCGAUGUACUUUCUCCAAAACAGAGGUAACCUGUACUGUAGAAUGUGGCAUUCCUUUGCCACCCUUUGAUUCACUUAUCUUUCGUCAGGUGACCGAAAAACACUGCAUUGAUAGGCUGAUCAUCAAUUGUUCUCGAGCAAUCUUGUUUCUUUGUGAUCGUGUGAUUGCAAGCAUUCCCGUGAAGAAAGGUUUUUAAAGUCUCGAUUUAAGUAGACUGUUGUUUUGCUCCACCAAUAUGAAUUAUUCAUUUUGGAAAUUUGGUUCCUUUUCCAACGUGUCCGCCUGUUUUGGUACCAUGUUUUCACUUGUUCUGAACUUAAGCAAAUUUCUUUUGCUAAUUUGUUUCUUUGCUUAACACUCAGAUACUUUUGAGUUUUGAAUGACUCUUCGAGUGAGAUUCUUUGUAGGUUAGUAAACUUUUUCCGCCAAACCUUCGAAGUUUUUUGACAAAUUGUGCUAUCACUUGUCUCUUCGGGUGUCUGUUUAAUCGAAGAUAUGUCUUCAUGUUCUGUUCAAAAGAUAACUUUCUGUAAAAUGCACUUCAAAACGAAAAAGUUGUUUAUCGCAGAAAUUUAGGGUAGAGGCUUUUUCUCUACGGAACAAGCCCUGUAUUCUUUAUUUUAUUAAAAUAUCCUGUGAAAAUUAUGUUUUUUUUUUAAAAACAAUUCGUACCUUGUAACGGUAAAAAUUUCUUGGAAUAUAUGUGUAUGUUGGUCCGUCAACUUCAGCAUAUAUCUUAAUGACAGGAUAUAAUUGCGCAGAAACAAGAUAUUUAAAACUCAUCCCUCUGCAAUGCUACAAAGAUGUAUUUAGCAAAUGAAGAUAAAUCCUUAAUUUGCUAAAAGGGCCAAACAACAGCCAGUUAAAAUGAAGUAAAAGGAGAGGCUGUAUCAAAAUUAUUGAUAAUUUUUAGAAUUUUGACAUAUUUGAUUGUAUGACGUUUUAUUUCUGUUGCUUCAUUGCAUCUUUAAGUGCUCUGGCUGCAAAUUAACCUUAUUUCAUUAUGUUCCUGCUUAUCUCAUAUACGAUUUCCUUCAAAGUGCCUCUAAAACGUAGCAUUCAAACCAGUCUGUUACAUGGGAUAAUUCCACUUUUAAGAUCCUUUUGCUACUGCUCCAUUGCAGCUGGAUCUUUCAGAUGUCAUGCUUGUUAGUGCGUUUAUUACCGUAAAGGAUGGCCAGUCAACAUUAGUUUUUAUAUCGUUUCAAAAUUGUUACUUACCAAUAGUUAAAUCAAGCUUUUGCUGCACACAUGCUUUUUCCUGUCUUUCAGAAUCAGAAAUUUCCUUUGAGUUAAGAUCUAAAAUGUCUUUAAUCAAGAAUGAUUUCAUUCUGCUCAAGUCUUGAUUCGCAACGCUCAAAGCAGGCGACUGUUCCUUUCAACAGACAUUUAGGCUUCCAGGUCAUACCUACCAUGAGAAGUUGAUGAUAAUUUGAUAUCCCGCCGAUGGACCUUAUAUCAUAUAGAAUUGCAAGCUUGACCCAAACAAUCCACCUUAAAUUUUGAAGCGCAAAAUGCGCUACACUAUUGAGUUGUAGCCUCACUUUGAACAAAAGGCUCCGAUCUUAGUCAGUAAACAUGUGAAGACUUUGCAUGUGAUAAUCUGAAAUAUUUUGCUGGCUGUUGUGUUUAAUUAGCUGGAAAUCUUUGAUACUUUGGUAACUUGCCUGUCGACUUCCAUGUUUUUGUGCAGUUUAUUUCGUUAUGUUCUUGCAAUGACUAGCAUUCUUCAGAUCCUGCACAUGCUGUCUUUCUGUUCAAAAUGAAAUGAUGGAUUACUUUUAUUCAUUGUAGAUUUAUAAAGAUUUUAUCUAACUAAGAAAAAAUGGUUUUUUCGCUUUUGACAGAUUUAAAUAAAAUACAACUGAGGACAAUCUAUUGUCACCGUAUUGUAAGUUUAAACAAUUUUAUGAUACACAUCUUAAUCGAAAUUUUACAUUUCUAGUUCUAAAUAUGGUGAAAAUUAAUUAUAAGAAGGAUCAUAGCUAUAUGCAACUCGUUCAGAAUUUUUUUCAGUCUUGUAUUUGUAAUAAGUUUGUGGAAAAAAAGCGGUAUGCAGAAUUGGCUUUUCAAAUGCUUUAACAUGCUUUUGCACAAAAGCCAAAUUUACAAAGAUGGUAAUCAUGUCAAGUUGCAAGUUUUUCAUGGAAAAUGAAACGUUUUCUAUUCAGUUAGCCAUGCAGAAACUAUACUGGUAUCAACUUUUUAUGCACUCAUUGAUAGAAAAUCUUUCACUUUCUCAUUUUGUUUCGCAAAUCAUUAUUAACUAAGACAAGCAGUUGUUACAAAAAGUUCUUUCGCCCUUUUCACUGCGUUUUUUCUGAUAAUCAAUGUGCAAGAAACUGCAACCAAGUUAUUUAUGUAUUUGCCAAGCAUAUCUCAGUUUUAUAACAAAAGUAAUAUUUGUAAUGCAAAAUAAAGCAAGUAAUGUUUAGUACUGCAUUAUUUGUAUACCUGUACAAGUUUGCUACAGACAAAUUCAUUACUUAAAAAUAUGUAAAUAUAGGACCAUUAGAAUGGUUCCUGCCCAUGAAAGACUUUUUCCAAAUAGGUGUUAGGAAGGUCAGCCAUCUUCAAGUACCAUCCCAAUUUUUUUGUCUAUGCUUGUAAAACAUUCAUUACCCAUUCCUUUGAUAACAGAGAACUAUUAUCAAUAAUGGCACGAAACACCUUCACAUUUGAGUAAAUUAAUGAUUUGAAUCAAUACUAACAGAUAUUGUCCCGAUAGCAACAGUCUCUGUGUCUAAUAUAAGCGUCGAUCUAAUUUGUGUUGAAGUUGUGAUAGGGUGUACACUGAAUAUGAUACGUAAUGCUCAAUGCCCAUAUUUCAGACUUGCAAAUUCAGGGCGUGUUUUAAAAUGUAGGUUUGCUGUUGUCAAUAUGAUGGAAUGGUCGUCAGUUAGGGCCAUGUCACGCCUGUGUUAAAAACGACUUAAUACGUGGUUUGAAUCUUGACGUUCUAAAUCUUUUCUGGGUUAAUAUCCAUUAUCAAAUGCUUACGGCACUGAAAGAUAUUAACGACAUAUGAUCGGUAUCCUAGAAUACGAUAACAUCCUUCUACAUAUAUGUCUAUGCCAAUCUUGACCAUACGAUUGGUCUUUUCAAGUAUCAGUCCUCUGACCUGGUAUCUCUUGUCGCCAAAAGCCGAGGCUUCUCUUAAGUGCUAUCUGUGAAUAUAAUCAUGUAUUUUGGUUUCAGAUUUGGGUUGUGUUACACCCACGUUUCGAUAUUUUAAGAAUCAAUUCGCAUGACAAUCCACCAAUGAAACAUGAAACAAAACCUCUUGAAUAACGCUAAAUUUUUAACAGUUAAAUGAAGAUUUGUAGAAAAUUCACGUGCUGUGGCUCAAUAUCUAUUUAGUCGAAAAGAAUACUAUCUUCUCUGUUUCAUAUCAAGUCGAAAAAGAUUAAUUUUUACAAAAUUCCAUUUUUUCAAGCCUAUUAGUAAUUUUGUUAAUUAGUUUAGUUUAGUUUAGUGUAGUUAGUUAAGUACCAUUUUCUCCCAAUUUUUCUUACCGUGGUUUUCUGUUUUUUUGUCUGCAAGCUUUCUAUCAAAGCCAAGAUGCAUCUUUAACUUUAAUUUGAAUUAUUAGUCAAACAGAGAGAGCGCUAAUCGAAUCAACCUGCCAAUUUGGAAAAAACCCAAAAUACCGUACUUUAUUUUUAUGUGCACAACACAAGCUUUCCACUACGAUUAGCUGUGAAAAUAUUGUUGCUGCCAAAAUAUGGUUGCAAGCAGAUGUUCUCAUAUAGUUUCAAAGCAGAUUUCAUUUUCGUGUAAGUUCCAUUCAGUUAGGUAAAUGUACAUAAAAAGUACAGUAAAGUAUUGCCAUUUUACAUCGGACUUCAUUUUAGUACUACUGUUGAAAAUUUGGUGUUCUUUGAUUUGAAAGCACAAACUUAGAGUGGUCCAAUUAUGUCAGGGUCUAGCUGGCUCUACAGAUUAUAUUGCGACAAGAGAAAGAUUAUUAGGUGUCUCAAGGACCGAUGAUGAAAUAUUUUUAUUGAGAUUUGCAUUGUAGCGAGAUUUGCAGAAUAAAUCUUGAAGCUAAAUUGGUGCUGGGUAGAAAUGUGUUCAGAUUCAGAAGGUUGAAGAUUCGAAAAAAUGCCUAGUCAUCUCAGAUAUGACUGGAAACAGAAUCUAAUCUCCAUUACAAAUAUCACCAUAUUAGUAGCUACAAUUUAUGACAAAAGUCAGUUGAAAUCUUUUCUCGUUUUACUGGAAAAACGGUGUUUAUACCGACCGUUAGCUGCUUUGCGUAAAGAGGGAAAACAGAUCGGUGCUCUUCCCCGUCCAAAAUUUGAAAAUAGAUCUAAUAUUUUGCCCCAAAUCAUCAGCUGCUUAUUAUGAUAUUGAUAUAAAUAUUUAGAACAAUGCAAAGUUACAUUGUGUGUGGCCUAAGCAAAAUAAAAUAAGAACAGUAAUAAUGUAUAAAUACAACAAAAUGAUGUUUUUGUGGUGGUUUAUGACAACAUACUCGGUCUUGACGUGUUUUCACGGGCAGACAUCUUGGGUAUCAUACUUAUCAUACAGUGUUUUUGUUCUGAGUUCAGCUGCUUGUUGCAAGAAUUUUGCAAAUUUUUUCUGCUUGCUAAUGUCUUGGCAGGACAAUAGCUUGAUUAAAUGAAAUUUAUUCACGUUUACUAUGUGACAGUGUACGCAUUUUAGGCGACCCUGCCCACCCAACCCAUGUCUAGAUAUCUUUAGGGGUUCUUCCUUACAUGCAUGUUGACUUUCUACUUCUUUUUUUUCGUGCAUUAGUUGAUGGCCAUAUGGCUUGCGACUUUUUGCGUGAACAAGGUGCUGCUAGUCGGCGGAAGAAGGCCAUUGUUCUUCUUCUCAACCCCCUCAAAAACGGUUGGGGUUUUAUUUAUGGCCGUCUUUGCGAUUGGCGCACCGACAGCCCAAAAAUAAAUGGUUCAAAUGAUGAGAGAACACCACCUCCAGUCUUAUGAUUGACAAUGGUAAAACCUUCUGAGGACCAUCUUACCCUUAUCCUAAUGGUUUAUGUUUAGUAACCUGGAACAAAUACUGAAUGUCGAUAUAUGUGUGUUCAAUAGGCUUCGGCGUUAGUAUACUAUUAGGUUAACUCAAGUGGGAUCCGUGCUUUCUAUACAUUCCUUUGUUCUCUGUAUUUGUGUUUACAUGGCGAGUGGGCCAGCCCGCUCAGGUGAGAUCCGUAGCUCAGGUGAUUGCAGCGCAUGCGUAGCAAUAGUCAUCUUUUGAAGGCUGAUCCAUACUAGAAUAUAUGGUUGGGUUGCGAACAUGAGGAUGAGAUUUUCAAAAAUAGUCUCCUCGAUGGGAGGGCAAGUAAUCUCUUGCUGCUGUGACAUGGAGGUAAAAUUCCCAUCAAACAUCACCUACAGGUGAUCGUUUAAUGAUUGAAUUCUACCUCAAGGUCGCAUCUUUGAGAUCACGUGAGAUUUCAAAGUAAAGAUAUCAUGCAAAGAGAAAAUGGAUCAGCAAAGAGAUCACUGAAGGAGAAUUGUAUUUGAGAAAAAUUUAGCUAACCAAAAAAGGACACCAAAUAUAACUUUUAACAAGAAAAAAACAAAUAAUUUCAAAUAGAAUUAAUGUUGAAAGCAAUGAAAAUGCAAAUUGCAAACGUUGAUUGUUUAUCCAGAAACUCCUUUUUAUAAUAUUUGGCAAAAGUAUUUCCGAGGACUAGCCAGCAAUUUGUAAAAUGACAUCUAUGUUAACUCCAUUAUUUAGUGCAGCUGAGGUUGAUGCAGCUCUGGUGCUACGAGCCUUACACAAUUCAAUAUCAAUCCCUGCUUCUUACAUGACUGUUCUUAUCCACCUAAAUAUAGUACUGGUCUGUACUGGCUGGUAUGGAUAUGCAAAACUGAUAAAAAGUUGUCGAAUCGUAAGGAAUGUGCACUUUGUAAAUAUACCUCCGUGUAUGGUCAUUUGGAAAUGAUGGGAAAUUAGGUAAUUGUUGCUUUACCCCAGGUCUUGACUGCUCAAUUAGAUCAUUUAAGGUAAUCUGAAACUUGUGUUUGUUCUCAUCGUAUAGUCUAGAUUUAGCAUUUCAUUGUCUAGCAUCGCUGUUCAGUGACUAAAACACAGAGCAUGACUAAGUUCAAAGUCAGCUUUCAUAAAUCUAUUAAAUUUGGUGGGCUCCACUCCUUCAAAUAUGACGAAACAUCUGAUACAUUCCGUGUGGAUGAAUAACGAGGCCUUUGUGGUCUCGUUUGGUAUACUGCUUUAAGCAUUCUCCUAACCAGGGGAUCCUCCCCAACAGGGACAGUAUGGUCAUUCAAGGUAAAAACAGCUGAUAAAGCAGACCUUGCAGUGUUGAUUGUUGAAUAACUGCUGCCUGAAAAAUGUAAACUUGUUAGAAAAUCAAGAACAUCUUUGACACAAGGGUUUAUGAAGUUGAUAUUAUUGCAUAUUGCAAACUUGAUCCAUUUCUCGAUAUAAACCAUAUAUUAUUUUCAAGAAAUCUUUCACCAUGACUGCAUUAUUAGCUCAGAUACUUGGUGUGAUACGUUGAGGUUAUUACGUCUUUCCCUGAUAAGAGGCAUGCCAUCAUCUUUAGUUUUGGCCACAAGGGGUGCAUUUUCUCCUGUUGGUGAGGCAGUAAAAGCAAAUCUUUUCUAUUAGAAAAAUAGAUUAAAGUACAAAUUAGCAUAUCAUUAAGGACUGGAUACCACACUUGUGAGGUCCAGCAUGGAGCAAUCAGAAUUGCUUUGCAGGUAUCUGUUUUCACCUUUUGCAAUACUUAGAAAUCAUAGAAAAUGGCAAAAAAGAUAGACAAAUUUAUGUUCCCAACUAAAAGAUAUUACAUCUACUGAAAAUGCCUCUGGGUCUAGAUACCAUGACACAAAAGGCUUAAGUUGAUGAUUAUGCCUAGAAGCAAACAAAUAAAUAUCUGGUUUGCCCCAUGUUUUACAGAUCAUGUGGUCUUUUUGUAGACAAC
Messenger RNA from Rhopilema esculentum, 8761 nucleotides. RefSeq lists its product as uncharacterized. Gene Ontology annotation, cellular component: Rab-protein geranylgeranyltransferase complex. Gene Ontology annotation, biological process: protein geranylgeranylation. NCBI's taxonomy places the organism in Eukaryota, Metazoa, Cnidaria, Scyphozoa, Rhizostomeae, Rhizostomatidae. The record is from RefSeq and is a predicted model, not a curated record. Gene Ontology annotation, molecular function: Rab geranylgeranyltransferase activity.